Messenger RNA from Zophobas morio, 833 nucleotides. Its product is annotated as bladder cancer-associated protein. The record is from RefSeq and is a predicted model, not a curated record. The coding region runs from base 273 to 506 and encodes 77 amino acids. Lineage: Eukaryota; Metazoa; Arthropoda; Insecta; Coleoptera; Tenebrionidae. The transcript has a single exon.
UUUAUAUUAAAAAUAAUCAUCAUUGUCAUUUAUCUCAUGCAGUUAGUAAUUAGUUUAGCUAAAAAUUAAUAAAAGUUGUUUGACAUUUUUGUUACCGAUCGAGUCGAUGUGGUUUUAAUAAUCGUGCAAUCGUGGUUAGCGAUAAGAAUAAAUGGCGUUUUUAAUAGUAGUUGCUAACCUGUUAACCACACAAAAGACUAUUAACGAUGUAUUUUUAAAAGUGCACAAAUUUGUUGAAAACAUGUGAUUUAGCUGUGACUAAAUUAUAAAUUAUGUACUGCCUUCAGUGGCUUAUUCCUGUGUUACUGAUGCCCAAACCAUCAAACCCUGCCCUGGUACAAACUCAUGUUAUGUUUAUGGUACUGUAUUUAAUUGGAUUUUUUCUGGAAAGGAAACCCUGCACAAUAUGCAGUUUAGUGUUUUUAGCUACAGUAUUUUUAAUUUGCUACAGUGGAAUGGGAAACUGUUUAUUUUGGGCCUCGUGUUUUGAGAACGAAAAUGGUUAGUAAAAAAUCGAAUUGCAGUCAAGAGACGAUGUGCUUUUAACUUGUAUGAUUUUUUGGUCGAAACCGACAGUGGAGGAGUCCUAUAUAUUAUAUUUUUAUUAGAUCCCUAUCAUAAUUUAUUUUUUGUAUCAAGCUCUUCUGUAUAUAAAUUUGUUAUGUUUACAAUAUUAUUUAUUACAAUUGGCAUCUCCACCAAAGACGCCUCAUUUUACAUGUGUAUAUAUAAAACAGAUCUUAAGUUUGUGAAUUUUUUGACAUUGGAUUAGGAACACCAAUAAGCAUAAUUUAAUGCUAUUUGUACAGUUUAAAAUAAAUUUCUUCCAUGAA